This is a messenger RNA of Sipha flava (yellow sugarcane aphid), 2137 nucleotides long. Its product is annotated as oxysterol-binding protein-related protein 6-like. The transcript has 11 exons. The record is from RefSeq and is a predicted model, not a curated record. The coding region runs from base 178 to 1722 and encodes 514 amino acids. Lineage: Eukaryota; Metazoa; Arthropoda; Insecta; Hemiptera; Aphididae.
UUAACAGUAUUAAAUCACCUAAUAACAUUUUAAGUUUUUACUUAUAAUUCAUAAUAAUAAUGAUUUAAAACAGAAUUACUAACCUUGGCUUUAACAUUAUAAAUGUAUAAUCAUGUUAACCAGCAACCUUCUCAUUCUGUAGUUUGUAAAUUAAAUUAAUGUGUUUGGGAUACAAUAAUGGCUAGCGGUCCUAACUCCAUUGCUGUACCUCCUUGCAGUGACAUGGAUAAGAGAAAAUCUCCUCAAUUAAGUUUUAAAAGGAGAACAGUUGUAGCUAACUCAGAUUCAGAUGCUAGUGUAGACAGUAAUACACCUUCAGUCGAAUCUAAAGAAGAUGGAUUUGUAUAUCAAAAAAGAAAACUUGAACGAGAACUAGGUUCAAAAAAAGUAAUUCGUCGAGGCACGGAAUGGGAGAUAGUUGAAGGCCUAAAAGAUGGACAAAGAUAUGAUAAAAAACCAGAACUCUUUAGAGGUUAUUUGCAUAAAAAACGAAAAUGGCCCCUUAAAGGAUGGCAUAAGCGUUAUUUUGUAUUAGACAAAGGAAUUUUAAAAUAUGGAAAAAAUCCAUUAGAUAUGUCAAGAGGCAAAAUCCAUGGUCAAGUUGAUAUUGGAUUAUCAGUUAUAUCUACUAAAUACCAACGAAAACGAUUAGACAUUGAUGCUGAAGAAUUUAUUUAUCAUUUAAAAGCGAAAACAUUUGAAGCUUUUACCGAGUGGGUGAAAGAAAUAAAACAGCAUCGCCUAUAUAGACAACAUGUCUUAACUUUUGGUCAGACAAAACAAACGCAAUCGCCUUUACAAAAAAAAACAUCUUUAAUGUCUCCUGUUGAAUCCAUUAAAAAUUGUACCCUAAAUUCACGUUUAAAUGGUUGGUGUUCACAAUUGGAUCCAGCAACUUCAGAACUUAAACAAGUUGAACAAAAUUUAAAAUCAUUAAAUCGUAUACUUGAUCAAUUAGAAUCAGUUGAUAAUGAUGUUGGUGCAAUGGAUGGAAUUCCUGUUACAAAAAAGAGUACUAGGUUCCGUUUACGUAAAAAAAAAAGUGGUGGCGGUAGUUGGGGUGGUACAAUUGCUGGAUGGGGUAUUGAUAUGAACCAAUCAACCAGUCAAUCAACAAAUAAAACAUUUGUCGAUGUUACAGAUUCAUCUAGUUUUCCAACUGGAAUAACUACUCAGAAUUUAUCCAAUAGCAAUCCAUCAUUAACUGUUAAUCCAUCAGCUAGUGAUCUGCAACUUUAUACGGAUUUUGUUAUUCUAGCUAAAGAUAUUCAGAACAGUUUCAAGUUUAUAAUGGAAACAAUUAAUGAAGAACGGAAUCAUAUACUUGUUGGAGAAAGUAAUGAUGAUAAAUUAUCCAAUUAUCGAGUAGCUUUAAAUAAAGCAAUUCAACAAAACAGUGAACUUCGUGCUAAAUUAAAUAAUAUUCAUGUUACUUCUGACACAUCAAAUUUUCCGGAUCCUGUUUUAAGUUCAUCUUUAUCAUAUAGUUCUGGUGUAAGUGGAUCAGAAGUAUUUUUUGAUGCUGAAGAAUAUCAAGGUGGUAAAAUAAAUGAAACUGUAACAAAUGAAUUAGUUUCUGGUGAAGUAGUUGCUCAAACUUCAGAUACAUCUUCUGAAGGUGGAUCUCUUUCAUCUGAAGAUGGAUCAAUUUCUUCAGAAAAUAGUGAUGGUGCUACAUCCGAGUAUAAUAAUCCUCAAGAACCGUGCAUCACGAAAAUGUAGCCGUUGAAUUCAAAAGAGCAUGCGCCAUUUCAAGUUUUUUUUUUAUUCAACUUGUGGUGCGCUAUGAUGUAUCAAACGGACGAAAAAGCGUUCGAGUGUAAACAUAUCAUAUUAUAAAUACUUACUAUAGCACAAACAGUGCCGUAGUAAUACGAUAAUGGUUACCAUUGACUUUGAACUUAGUAUGAGGUUUAUGACGAUUACAUAUUAAAAUAGGAAUUAGAAGAUAAUCGUAAUAAUUACACCGUCACUAUCUACAAUAUUUUCUUGGAAAUACUCAAAUACGUAUAGGUACCCCCAUAAGAUAAUGUACAAUUGUAUUGACCAAAAAUAUACAUCUCAUAAGAAACUAUAUAAUUCUUCCCAAAAUGUUUGGGGGGAUUUAUCCCCCCCCCCCGUAUGUACGCCACUGUCA